AUGAAUAGAUUCUUCUCGUUCCAAAUUGAGACAAUCGACUUCAGUGGCUUCCCGCGGCGUUUUCGGGCCAGCAACUCGACGAAGCACACGCUUAUUCGACAGUUUUGUACCAAUAUGCCGUUGUUCCUUCAUCCAGGUUGGAAUACUGUUGUAUUUGACUUAAAUCGCCUAAUGGAAUACUGCUAUAAGCAAAGGCUGAGAGAAGUCACGCGAGUUCGAAUAAACGCCAAUUGUCGUCUCAGGAGGGUGUAUUUUUGUGAUCGGGCCUAUGGUGACGACGAAACUCCCAACGAAUAUAAACUGCAAGUUGUGCAUAGCUAA
Messenger RNA from Mesocestoides corti, 321 nucleotides. The record is from the annotation of a GenBank genome assembly. Lineage: Eukaryota; Metazoa; Platyhelminthes; Cestoda; Cyclophyllidea; Mesocestoididae.